AUGAACCCAUUUUUCGGAAAACGCUUUGACUCCUCGCCGCUUCUGCAGGACCCAAACUUUCAGAUACUCGCCCGUAUGCCAAUCGAGGUGGUUACGCGGGUAUUGGGCUUCGUGCCGGUGUACUACCUCCCGCUGUUUCUCGGCUCGCGGGAUUUUCGAGACACCGCAAUCAAGAUCUACCUGUCCAACAUUGUCAUCAAUGAUGCCAUUCCGAUGAACAAGCAAGGCGUCUACGACGGUGCCGAUGAAGCAGUGGCCAACUACAUGAACACCACGACGUUUACGUCUUUUGCCAGAAACAGGGACUACACGGCUGCCCCCUUGGGCCUAGGCCAGGUGUAUCUCCAGGAACGAGGCUUUUUGCCGUUCCUGAAGGUUGCAAUGGAGCGGCUUUCUCAGUUCAAAGAGCUCAGGGUUACCAUCGAGGCCCGUGAAAACCCCGUAGUGUUGAGCCGAAUGGCGUGUUUGGACAACAUCCGGAGCCUCGAUUUAACAUGUUCGGACGUCGAUUGGGCCGAUUUCCGCCUCCCAGAACGGCUUGAAUCUCUCACUGUGUGUCUUUUUGACGACACCUUUUCCGAGUUUCACUCCAGCUUGAGCCUUCCGCGGACCCUCAAAAAUUUAUCCCUCGCGGGAGUGAACUGCACCAAGGUCUUGUAUGACCGGUUGCCUCCGUUUCUCGAGACGUUAGCAGUGGGCGAAAAUGCGGACUUUUCCGUCUCGGAAUUCAACCGAACCUCCUUUCCGGCCAGCUUGACAAGACUCCAUUUGCACGGAACGGGCUUUGCCAGCUCCCACUUGGAGGGCUUGGUGUUGCCACCCACGGUGCACACGUUAAAGAUUGAAGGAUACAACCAGGAUGUGGUUACGGGAUUAGCCCUUCCUCCAAGUGUAAAAGAGUUCAUCCUCAAGCUGUGCUCCCUUAAGGAGUUACACAUGGACUUCUCUGAGGGUUUGGAAACGGUUCGUAUUGCCGAUUGCCCCAACUUUACCCCCAUUCUCGACCACUUAGCGUUCCCCCAGUCGCUCAGAUCCUUGACUCUUUACCGCUGCCAGCUCACCAACCUCAAUUUUGUGGGCAGGUUACCCAACGCCGUGCAGCAUCUCGAUUUGCGCAAAUGCACUGCCGGGUUCCUCAACUACCGGACCGAAUACGUUCCGCUUGACCUGCCGUCCAGUCUACACUUUCCCGACUCACUUAUAACCCUCCAGCUCAGCUCCAACCCCUCGCUCUUUCACAUGUACGACUUCAAGGCAGUGACCUUGCCCCUUAAGCUUGCACACUUGGACGUUUCGCUCACCGGGAUUCGGGACUUGAACGGGGUAUCGUUUCCGAAGGGGAUCCGCAGGUUGUACACGGGAGAUAAUCCUGUUCAUUUGCGAAAACGUCACCGCAGGGCCUCGUCGGUCUCGUCUGUGGGUUCUGAUUAUUGA
Babjeviella inositovora NRRL Y-12698 is the source of this 1434-nucleotide messenger RNA. RefSeq lists its product as uncharacterized. Bases 1 to 1434 code for a protein of 477 amino acids. The transcript has a single exon. Lineage: Eukaryota; Fungi; Ascomycota; Pichiomycetes; Serinales. The record is from RefSeq and is a predicted model, not a curated record.